This is a messenger RNA of Lizanozyma spartinae, 2118 nucleotides long. RefSeq names its product transcription factor IIF subunit (gene TFG1). Gene Ontology annotation, cellular component: transcription factor TFIIF complex; nucleus. The transcript has a single exon. Gene Ontology annotation, biological process: transcription initiation at RNA polymerase II promoter; positive regulation of transcription elongation by RNA polymerase II. The coding region runs from base 1 to 2118 and encodes 705 amino acids. The record is from RefSeq and is a predicted model, not a curated record. Gene Ontology annotation, molecular function: TFIIF-class transcription factor complex binding; DNA binding; RNA polymerase II general transcription initiation factor activity. Lineage: Eukaryota; Fungi; Ascomycota; Pichiomycetes; Serinales; Debaryomycetaceae.
AUGAACCAGAGCUCUAUUGGUAAAGAAGAACCCUCUGUGAAGAAGGAAUCUGGAACUGAUAAGAAUGCUUCUACAGGUACAAACUCCAAUAACCCACCACCAUCAUCAAGCGGUUCAUCGAAGUAUUCUGUAGCUGAUGGAUGGCAGGAUAUUCCUUUAAAAUCUUGCACCAAGGAGGAAGCUGAAGAUAUUCGGUAUCAUUUGAUGCGGUUUCUGACAAAGCAAAACGUUGAUAUAGUCAAAAACUUUGAAAAGCCUGUUCGAUUGCAUCGUAAGGACCCUCGUAACAUUCAGUUUCAAUUGACCAGAAAGGAAAUCGAUCAACGGAAACGUGAGCAAGAAGCUGCUGGAGGGGGGGCUGGCUCUAGUGGGGGGAAUGGAUUUUCCAACCGAAAGCAACAACCACAAUUUAAAGAAGGGAAUGGAGAAGGUUUGAAUAAAGAGGAUGGUGAUGGCAAUGAAGCUAAUGAUUCUGGAAUGAAUGAAGACACUGAUGGAGAAGUUAAGCAAGAAGGUGGUAAUAACAAUAAUAAUAUUAAUAAUAAUAAUGCUGAUAAUAAUAAUAAUACAGAAGCUUCAGCAAAUAGACCUAAAGACGGAUCAGAAGGUCCUCCUGAAGAUGGAGAUGAUAAUAACAAGGAAAAGAAGGACAAGAAUAAACCAGAUAUGUCUCAAGUUGCACCAGAUGGAGGAGCAAGAAAGUCGAAGAAGGCAGUUUUCAAACGUAAGACAAGACAAAUAAAUCUUAUGGAUGAUAACAAACGAAAAUUACGUUAUGAAGAAUACUAUCCAUGGGUGGUUGAAGAUUAUGAAGGGAAGAAUGUUUUCGUUGGAAGUUAUGAAGCAGGUGCUUCCGAUACAACAACGGUUUUAUUUGUAUUUGAUAAGGAUGGGUUCAAAAUGGUCCCCACCGAAAAGGUCUACAGAUUCACCCCAAGAAACAAAUAUGCCACCUUAACUCUUGAAGAAGCAGAAUCACGAAUGGAGAAGAAUUCUCUGGUUCCCAGAUGGUUGAUGAGAAGAAUGGAAGAUAAUGCCAAUGUUGGUGGAGUAGUGGAUUCUCGAUUCAGAAACAGUACGUCUUCUUCCACCGGAGUCAUUUCUCCUGCUGGAAGUUCUGGAGGUGGUGGAGGUGCUUCCUCAAAGAGGCGAUUACGGACUGUUGCAGGUGAAGAAACUGGUGGAGAUCCUGAUUCAGAUCGAGAUGAAUUGGAUUAUGAUGAAGAGUUUGCUGAUGAUGAGGAAGCACCUGUUAUGGAUGGAGAUGAAGAAGAAAACAAAUUUGUCGAACGGAAAAUGAAGAAGGAGAUGUUAAAGGCUUCACAUUUCGAUGCUCAAGAAGAUGUUGGAUCCGACGAAGACAUUGAUGACUUAUUUGAAACUGAAAAGUCACGGAAAGUGAAUGCUGAGGGUAAGAAAUUAAAGAAAGUAUUGCACAAGACGGAAGGUGGAGUAUAUGAUAGUGACGACGAUGAUGAUAAGUUGAAUCCCUAUUUGAGUAAAUCUGAUCUUGAGAGUGAUGACGAAAGUGAUACCAACGAAGUGGCUGUGAAGCCAGAACCAACAGAUGGAGAGUAUAAUAAUAACCUUAAGCCUGAAGUACCAACUGCACGAGCCUUUUCAGUUAGUUACUUGGGAGAUGCCUUUGUGGUUAUUAAAGCCCCUAAAACAUUUCUAGAAGGGUUCCCUGCUGGUGAAUGGAAUCCUAAUGUCGGAAUUAAGAGACCAUUACCAAAGACAAACGAAUCACCCCGAAAGAGAAUUAAGACCGAGGAUGGUACGCCUAAAUUGAAGAUAAACAUCAAGAAAGAGAACGGAGCAACUGCAGGAGCAAGAGAUACUCCACGGAAUACACCUAGUCCUGGCAAUAGAGCUCAAACCAAAUCACCUUCUCCUCCUGGAAUGGCAGUUGAUUUGAAUUCCAGCGGACCUGAUGGGAACCUUGUGACUACCAAGGAUGUACUUGAUAUUGUGAGAGAAGCUCCUUUAACCACUAAGGAGUUAUUGGUCAAGUUGAAAGCUAAAGUCAAUGCGCAUGCUGAUAACAGACCUCGGAUCAUUAGUAUCGUACGUCUGAACUUGAAGUUAGUUGAUGGUAAGUUGGUAUCGAAAGAUUAA